AAGCCUACGUUUCUUUAAACUAUGGCCCUAUGUUUUUUUGAUGGGUUGAAAUCAUUGGGCUAAUAGUUAUUUGGAGAUUUAGGUUAUCUAAAAUUCUCGGACAUGAUAUCAGUAUUUAAGCAUUGAUGCAUUGUAAUUUUGAAUGUUAAAUUAGCCUAAAACGCAUCUUACGAACUCAGUAGUUUUAGAUCAGAUAUGGUAGGUAUAUCAAACAUUAGUGUAAUAGCAUAUCAAAGUAUCUCUGUUAGUCAGUGUAUCAAUUUGUGUCUUGUUUCUCUGCAGAAGACCGCUCGUGCGUAAAGUUGCUGGCACCGCCUCUUCGCUCUCCAAACCUGAACCAUGUACCCGUUUAAUGCCAGUUUCAGUAACUUCAGUCUGAUGAUGGAGGUUGCGGACAUGCCCCGGGAUGAGAACCUGGCCAAAGUAGAGAUCGCGCUGCUCAGCGUCAUCUUCGUCAGUGCCGCUAUCCUGAACACGGGUCUACUACUGGUUCUGUGGAAGCGGCGCAAACAGGUAUCCAAGAUGCGUGUCUUGGUGUUCCACCUUUGCGUUGCGGACCUGGUUGUGGCGUUUUUCCAGGUGUGCCCGCAGCUCAUGUGGGACAUUACGGACAGAUUCAUCGGACCGGACCUGGUGUGCCGCUUGGUGAAGUAUCUGCAGGUCGUAGGCAUGUUUGCGUCCACCUACAUGAUCGUAGUGAUGACCAUUGACCGCUACCAGGCUAUCUGCAACCCUAUGGUCAAAUUUCAGAGGAGGCGCAAGCGCUGGAACAUCCCUGUUUGCAUCGCCUGGGCGAUAUCCCUCGUGGGCGGCCUGCCUCAGAUUUUCAUCUUCUCGCGGGUCCAGGUGGCGCCCGGGGUGUUCGACUGCUGGGCGGACUUUAUUCAGCCCUGGGGCUUGAAGACCUACAUCACCUGGACCACGAUGGUUAUCUUUGUCUUGCCCAUUUUGACCGUGGUGGUGUGCCAGGUGCGAAUCUGUCGAGCCAUCCAGAAUAACCUUUACUUAAAGACGCACCAGGAUGGGGGUAGCGGGGUUGCCUUUCAGCUGCCCUCCAGAACCAGCAGCGUGGCUGGUGUGUCCAAAGCACGAAUCAAAACUGUGAAGAUGACAGUGGUUAUCGUACUUGCCUACAUCAUCUGCUGGACUCCGUUCUUCACGGUCCAGCUUUGGUCUGUGUGGGACAAGGACGCGCCAACAGAAACCGCAACGUUCACCAUCCUGAUGCUGUUGGCAAGUCUGAACAGCUGCGCCAACCCCUGCAUCUACCUGCUCUUCAACGGCCAGCUGCCCAAUAAGCUGACGGUGCUGUGCCGAAGGCCUUCCAACGGGAAAGACUCCAUUAACUAUGAGGCCACAGUGGUCAGCUCGCUCUACAUGAGCUUCAAAAGCAUCUCCGACUCCAAAUAGAACACACGGUUUUCAUAUUCUCCAGGUAUGGGGUAGCAAGUAACUAAAGGUAUGCUUUAGAACCUGAAAGGGUUCUUUGGCUGUCCCCAUAAGAGAACUCUUUGAAGAACCCUUUUUGGUUCCAUGUAGAACCCAUAACAAAAAAGGGUUUUCCUAUGGGGUACUGCUGAAGAACCCUUUUGGUACUCUUCCUUCUAAGAGUGUAUGUGUGGAAAUACACGCUAAAUACUGGGGAAUAGUCCACCACUAAUGGAUGAAGGCAGCCUGUUUGUGAUGUGGGCUGGCGCUGGGUGUCACAGAGAUAUAUCACGGUUGUAACACCUCUGGCAGACAACAUAUGAAUGAGCAACAUUAGCUAGAUUUCCGACAGUUUUCAUGUGAAUAUGAUCAAAUCCGCAUAAAAACAAUAUGCGAAUUUCCCACUCUGACAGUGUUUCCAUCAAAUGUACUUGAUUGACAUGAUGCAGAUAAAAGGCUGUGUGCGCGUGAUCACGUGGUGCACAUAAAAUACAUUUUGCGGUUAAAUGUACCUAAGAAAAAAUACAAGUUAAAUGAGUUUCCAGCACAUUUUCAACUCUACUGAUGGUUUUCUAGCUAACAGCGCUAUCGUAUUUAUAUUUGUCAAACGGCAGCCAGGCCUUGAUUAACAUGUCACCAGAAGAAAACCCUCAAUAUUUAUUGGAAAGGAGCAUCAAGCUCAUCACCUUGCACUUUCACCACCCUGUGAACUUCAUCAUUUAUUUAAUCUGUAGCAUAAUAAACUGCAUGCUUUCCCAAAGAGUUGUGGGGGGGACCACACAUGUCAUUACGUGACUCCAAGUUUACUUCGAUAUGAUAGUUAUUAUAUCAAUAUUUGCGCAGAGCAGUGUUUCCCAACUCCUGUUCUUGAGUACCCACAACAGCACAUACAUAUUUGUUGUAGCACCAGACAAACUCACCUGAUUCAACUAAUUGAGCGCUUGUCCAGGGUUACAACAAAAUGUGUGCUUUUGGGGGUACUCAAGGUUGAUUAGUUUCCUACCUUUUUGUGAAUAAAUGUCUAAAUCUAAUCUAACACCAGUUAACACCUGCAAACUUUUUGAUUGUAUAGUGUAGACUGCAUUUACUGCCUGUGAUUGUUUACAAAAAUCACAUGAUCAUCUUCAGCUGUUUGGUGCUUUUAUGAUGCCAGAGAAGUGGUGAAAGAAGCAGUUACAAAAUAGAAGGUGUGUGUUCACAGACAUUGUCCAAUGUUGAUGUAACCUAAAAAAAUACAAGCCAAUUGUUUGAUGUCUUCUGUGCACAUAUGAAUGACCCCUAUGAUGUAACUGCAAUGAUGAGAUAGAUGUUCUUCUUCUUUGUUUUCUUAUCUCGCAGUCAUCCUGUGUUCAGUCGUGUUUGAUCUUGCCUAGCCAUCUUGUCUCAAGAGGACCACAAUGGAAAUAAGUCCCAGACUUUAUUGUGUGUUAUCCUCCAUGCUUUAACAAUGGAAAUAAGUCCCAGACUUUAUUGUGUGUUAUCCUCCAUGCUUUAACAAUGGAAAUAAGUCCCAGACUUUAUUGUGUGUUAUCCUCCAUGCUUUCACUCAUGUGCAUGUAUGGCUUUUUCUAGUUUUAUGUGUGCUUGUUUUUUUAAAUGGUCAAAUUAAUAAACUAAACUUCAGAAAGACUAGAACGAUUUUUGGAAAACUUUGUUUAAUACCCGAAAAUGAUGUAUGUAAACCUUCUAUGUUUAGGUCUGUUGUGAACUGACAAAGACUAAUGAUUUUGUAGUGCAAUUGAUUGUAAAAUAAACAACCACAUUUUCGUGGGUAGAUGU
This is a messenger RNA of Oncorhynchus kisutch (coho salmon), 3207 nucleotides long. RefSeq names its product oxytocin receptor. Gene Ontology annotation, biological process: positive regulation of vasoconstriction; cellular response to hormone stimulus; regulation of systemic arterial blood pressure by vasopressin. Bases 340 to 1410 code for a protein of 356 amino acids. Gene Ontology annotation, molecular function: peptide binding; vasopressin receptor activity. The transcript has 2 exons. Gene Ontology annotation, cellular component: plasma membrane. The record is from RefSeq and is a predicted model, not a curated record. NCBI's taxonomy places the organism in Eukaryota, Metazoa, Chordata, Actinopteri, Salmoniformes, Salmonidae.